Populus euphratica (Euphrates poplar) is the source of this 905-nucleotide messenger RNA. RefSeq lists its product as uncharacterized. Lineage: Eukaryota; Viridiplantae; Streptophyta; Magnoliopsida; Malpighiales; Salicaceae. The record is from RefSeq and is a predicted model, not a curated record. The transcript has 3 exons. Bases 176 to 622 code for a protein of 148 amino acids.
GAUGCAAUAAGGUUCACGUACUAUCACUGAAUAUGCUCGUUCCUUUCGCUCCCUUUGUAAUCAACUUAGUGCUAUUGGCAAAGCUGUUGAUGACACUGAUAAGGUAUACUGGUUUCUUCGUGGUCUUGGAUCAGAUUAUAAAAUAUUUUCAAAUUCAAUAUUGUCACAAUUGUUGAUGCCUUCCUUUGCCAAUUUGAUACCACAAGCUCUCAGCUAUGAGCUUUUCUCUCGGUCUCUUUAUGGUGAUUUAUCUUCUCCGUCAGCUUUUGUUGCACACCAAGGUUCUUCUUUCAGUGAUGCUUCUGGUCGCCCAAAAUCUACCAUCUAUUCAUCCGUUUCUAGAAAUUUUUCUAGAUCUUCAGUUGUUACCUAUCAGUGGUGUAAUAAAGAGAGACAUACUGCUAAGAAGUGUCACAAAUUUAAUAGGUUAUUAAAAAAGGCCAAAGGAGAUGGCUUACUUAAGGCUUUUGCUGCUACUUCCAUUGAUCCAUCUACUACUUCUAAAUGGUAUACUGAUAUUGGAGCUACUUCGCAUAUGAUAAAUGAUGUUAAUGCACUUGAUAAUUAUGUUCCUUGUACUGGACCUAACAACAAGAAAGGUGAUGGGAGCAGGUCGAUGUAAGAACAGGCUUUAUGUUCUUGAUCGUGGCCACGCAACUUUUUUAUCUAGUCUUUCUACAUGUAAUCUUCAUGCUUCAUCCAUUAUUUAGCAUGCAUGACUAGGGCAUCCCUCUUUUUGGUGUUGUUUCCUCUUUAAAUAAACAUGGUUCUAUUUCAGUUUCUGAUAAUCAAUCAAUUGAUUCGAAACCUUGUUUUGGUUGUCAACUAGGCAAAAGUCAUCAUUUACCAUUCUCUAACUUGGAUCAACGAUGUAAUUCUUUAUUUGAACGGAUACAUUGUGAUUU